Linum tenue is the source of this 2750-nucleotide messenger RNA. Lineage: Eukaryota; Viridiplantae; Streptophyta; Magnoliopsida; Malpighiales; Linaceae. The record is from the annotation of a GenBank genome assembly.
ACGGAACUAGCCCGCCAGCAGGCAGGCAGCUACAAACCCACACACACCCGACCCGUAUCUCUGUCUCUCUUCUCCUUCUUCCUUCAACCUUGUUCUGCUGAAUCUCCAGAGAGGGGAAAGCUUUUGCCUUCUUCUCGUCCUCCCAAGAUUCAAGAUCCACUUUUUUCUCGGAAACCAAUCGCGAGCCAACCAAAACAAUCACCGGAAAAGGGACAAAUUCCCUUUUCAAUUCUCUAAUUCUCCUCGAGGAGCUCCUCCUCGCCUCUCGAAUACGUUUUGAGGUCUUUGUAGCCUUUUCUUUUGUCGGAGAAGAUGGUUGCCUUUGGGAAAAAGCUAAAGGAGAGGCAAAUUCAAGAAUGGCAAGGAUACUAUAUCAACUACAAAUUGAUGAAGAAGAGAGUGAAACAAUAUGGCCACCAAAUUGAAGUUGGAACACUAGAUCGGCGCCAUGUUCUCAAGGACUUCUCGAGAAUGCUUGAUUGUCAGAUUGAAAAGAUAGUCCUGUUUCUGUUGGAGCAACAAGGGCUACUUGCAGGAAGGAUAGCCAAGCUUAACGAAGAUCAGGAUGCUCUACAACAAGAGCCAGAUAUAGCGAAGCUAUCCCAGUUGCGGGAAAAUUAUAGGGAUGUCGGGAGGGACCUUUUGAAGCUUCUUUUCUUUGUUGAAAUAAAUGCUGUGGGCCUGCGUAAGAUCCUGAAGAAGUUUGAUAAACGUUUCGGUUAUCGAUUCACCGAUUACUAUGUGAAGACUCGAGCUAAUCAUCCUUAUUCCCAGCUUCAGCAAGUGUUCAAGCAUGUGGGUCUUGGGGCAGUUGUUGGAGCCAUAUCCCGCAAUCUUCAUGAACUUCAGGAGCAUCAAGGAAGUUUCUUAUCCAUUUAUGAUCAAUCUGUGCUUCCGGACUCUGUUGUUGAUGCAAUGAAAGCGGCAGUUGACCGGUUAAGCCACUCAACCAACUUCUUGAACUUCUUGGCACAACAUGCACUUAUUAUGCAAGAGGAGCUUCCAACUCCCAUUGAGGAGAGCAUUGAUGAUAAGAGAUACCAUUUUAUGUCUCUUAUCCUGAAUCUGGCAAACACAUUCCUUUAUAUGAUAAACACCUAUAUUAUAGUACCCACAGCAGAUGACUACUCCAUGAGCCUUGGUGCACCGGCAACAGUUUGUGGUAUUGUGAUUGGAUCAAUGGCUGUUGCUCAAGUCUUCUCUUCAGUAUACUUCAGUGCAUGGUCCAAUAGAUCAUACUUCAGGCCUCUUGUGUUCAGCAGCAUCGCUCUUCUGAUCGGAAAUGUCAUGUAUGCAAUGGCUUAUGAUUUCAAGUCAAUCACAAUACUUCUGUUAGGCCGGCUUUUCUGUGGGUUGGGUUCUGCUAGAGCUGUGAACCGGCGUUAUAUCAGUGAUUGUGUGCCACUUAAGCUACGUAUGCAAGCUUCAGCAGGUUUUGUUAGUGCAAGUGCUCUCGGGAUGGCCUGUGGCCCGGCUCUUGCUGGCUUACUUCAAACGGAGUUUAAAAUUUACAAGUUCACAUUCAAUCAGAACACUUUACCAGGCUGGGUUAUGGCUGUGGGUUGGUUCUUUUAUAUGAUAUGGCUGUGCAUCUCAUUUAGAGAGCCUUUUCGCCCGACACAAGAUACCAAUGUAGCUCCACAAACCAGUGAUGAUAAUUUUGGUCUCGUGUUGAAAGCAGAACCAACGAGAAAUGAUGCUCUUGAGAAAGGUCUUCAGCAGCCAUUGCUACCAAGUACAGAAGCCAAUCAAGAUGAUGAAGAUUGUGGGAGUGAUGAUGAAUCUGAGGGAUCCAGAGGACCAGCUAACUCACUUCGCUCUGCUUAUAGGCUAUUGACACCUUCUGUAAAGGUUCAGUUGUUAAUAUAUUUCAUGCUCAAGUACGCCAUGGAGAUUUUAUUAUCAGAGUCUAGUGUCGUCACAACGUACUACUUCGGUUGGUCUACUAGCUCAGUGGCAAUAUUUCUCGCCUGCUUAGGCCUCACUGUCCUUCCAGUGAAUAUCAUUGUUGGAAGCUAUAUCAGUAACAUGUUUGAAGAUAGGCAAAUCUUACUAGCAUCAGAAAUCAUGGUCUGUGUAGGCAUACUCCUAAGCUUCCACAUCUUAGUUCCAUACACCGUGCCACAAUACGUGUGCUCAGGACUCAUUAUGUUUGUCUCGGCCGAAGUACUAGAAGGCGUCAACUUAUCGUUGCUCUCGCGAGUCAUGUCAUCGAGGCUCUCACAGGGAACAUACAACGGUGGACUACUCUCGACGGAGGCAGGUACCUUAGCUCGUGUGGUGGCAGACGUAACAAUCACAAUGGCGGGGUACUUGGGGCAGAAAACGCUGUUGAAUGUGACUCUUCUACCUUCCCUUGUCAUUUGCAUAACCUCCAUCCUCGCCACGUGCUUCACCUACAACUCGCUAUAUUGAUUCUGUAGACUUAUAUCUAUCACAUUAGUAAAGCGAAGCAGCCAAAUUUUGGUGUUUCUUCGCUUAUAGCUAUGUGAUUAGGUAGUCUUCUUCUCCUUCUUGUUCUUCUGUGUCGGAUCAGUUCUCCUGUAUAUUUGGUAGAAACCCAGCUCCAUUAAUUUCUCCAUUGUUCUUAAUAAAAAUGUAGACGCACACCAACCUAGCUAGCCUAGCAGCAUGUCCAUUAAAGCGUUUGAGAACUGAGCCAGCUGCUUGCUGCCUCUAGCAUAAGUAGAUGGAUUUAUUUACUGUGAAUUUGUUUUCUUCAGAAUUCCUCACCAAUCAUAUCCUUGGCC